GUGAUCAAGCUGCAGUUGGUGGAGGCGGGCCUUGUGGAGUGUCUGUUCGACGUGGUGGCUCACACCGUGGACGGGGAGAGGGAGGAGGAUGUGGCCCAGCUCAAGACUGCUUCCGAUCUGAUGGUGCUGCUGCUGCUGGGAGGUACUACACACACACAUCACGGUUUUCGUUAGCCGGCAAUUGCAGUCUUUUGGGCCAAAAAAUUAUAUGAGAAGACAGUAAAUACAAAUUACCGGGAGAAGAAAAACCGGGAGGUUCUAAAACAAACGGACAACUAGGAAAAGCUCAAACCAAGUUUAUUCACCCACUGGAUCAAACAGCUGAAAAGACAAAGACAUAUUUACACCAGCUCUGGUAUUUAAACCUUCCUCCUAUGCUGAGUCUCCUCUUUACACAUCUGGACAGCCAAAUACAUCUAUGUUGCUAGACAUGACUUUAGUGAUGCCUGUUCUUUCUCACUUAAUCUGACAUGACCUCGUCCCAAAUUCCUCACGGCUGUCCUGUUGACUGGAACCAGACUGUGGUAUCCAUAGGAUACCUGAUGUCUAACAAUAACAUGUUCUGACACAAUGUAAACGUUCUGCAUUCCCCUCUCUCCCUCAGUAACAUAAGGAUAUUUCAAGUGUAGAAGUCAGAACCCAUCAAUAGGGUCAUUUGCAUAAUUUAGUGGAAUUAAAUUGGCCUGUGUGUGUUUUCGUUAGUCAUCGUGUAUCUUAGUUAUACAACACACCUAUCAAACGCUCACAGCAUACAGAGCCUAUUUUGAGCGGGAUUUCUCCUGCAGCUCCUCAGCUGGUUUCUGCUGGAGUAAAACAUGCUUUUGUAAGCAUACACCAAGUUCCUAUUCAUCCUUCAUUGACCCCAACAUAUACAUUCCUUAUACAUGUAAAGUCAUCUAUAAGUUAUAGUAUGGUAACAUUAAGUAUAUUUCAGGAUAGAAUCCAACACCAUUCAAGUGCAGGCAACAGGAUAUCGUCGCGUCACCAACCACUUUACAAUGUGAGCUGGAGGCAGUAUGCAUUUUGAAAACAUACUAUGAGGCAUGUCUCCAUGGUAGGAUUUUGCCUAUAGGCUCCUUUGAAGCAAGGUAAGACAUGCCUCAUAAUCUGAAAUAAAACAUUAAGGUUUCAAACAGUUAAGUGUGUUUUAAAAAUGCUUCAAAGACUUCAUAGGCAGCGCGUGAGUUUCAAGUUUGGGGAAGCUUACAAUUGAUCCUACCAUUUCUACCAGUUAUGAUUUUAAUAUGCGCAUUUUCGUGGAACAGUUUCAUUUCAAUAAUAACAUUAUGGUAUCUCAAAAUCAUUGCGUGGUUAAUCAUAAAAAUCAGAAUUUAAAAUUGAUAAAAAUCAAAAAGUUAAGUCAACUAAUGCAAGAUUGCCAGCUUCUGGGGAGACUCUCCUAUAUCUUCGCCACACACCCCUCCCCCUUGUCUCAACAUUUGAAAUUAUACUCGACACAUUAUCUUCACAUAUUUUAUAUGCUUUUCACUGACAGCCGCAACUCAAAAAUCAGCUAGGCCUAUUGCCACACGCGCUGCACAAAUUCCAGUCUUUCCAAAUAGCAAUAGACCUACGAACUUGUGAUUUGAAACAAUCCGCAGCUAUUUUUGUUAAAGAAGCUAAUGAUCCUCGAUUCCUCUGUGGCUAAGUCGUGCUUUCUGGUGAAGUAUUUUGAAUGAUUUUAUUUAUUUCUGUAUAGACAGGAGUAAUUAUAUAAUUUUGGCAGAUGUAUUUCUAUUUACUGCCCUAUUGGACCCACAGCUAUGUCAUUUCUCUCCUGGUUCUAUUGGUUUUCAUAUCAACUUUCUUUCGUGGUCCAGAAGCCAAAGGCACAAUUCUAGUCAUAUUUGCAACCCCAUCCUAGUUGUUGCAUCUUUAGAUUCCCCCUCUAAGUUUCUAACAACGAUUUUUCCGUUUUUCAAGCAUGUACUUCAUCAGGCCAAAUGACAGACAGGGAGAAAUAGAGUGAGAGAGUGACUAAGAAAAGUGUAGGAAGAAAGAGCAGGUUGGAGAAGGAAGGAAGAGAUUAGGGAAUGAAAAGACAGGUGUGGGACGAUGAAGUCUUCAGAUGGAUUCAGCCUCACUUUGAGCGGAAUGAUGGAGAAUACAUUUUUCAUCCAUUUGAGAAUAUUUUAUGACAACCGAAUGUAACUGAGAAUGUUUCAUUUGUUCUGAACAGAACUACUCUUUUUUUUUUUUUUGGUUUCGUUCCACUGUUCCGACCAACAAAGUACUGGUUUAUUUUGUGCCUUUCUGUUCCUUUCAUAACCUUUUAAUUUUUUAAAUUUGGCUCAUUAAAUUACUUCACCACUCAGUGCGGAUAGAGCAGCUUGCUAUGGGCAAGCUAGUUGUUAUAUGCGUGAUGGACAGACAAGUGUAGGGCGCGAGAUGCGACUGAAGAUGUGCGGGUGGGGGAGAUGGUAGAGGACAAUGCUUGGCUAGGUCUCGUCUCUGAGGGAUGAUCCUCAGAGCCAGAUUCUGAUGACAGGUUGCCGUAUCCUGGGUUGCUGGCAUGCUGGGACUGAUUUUUUAAAAUGCUCAUACUUUUAAAAUAAUGUUUCUGUUCCGGAACAGUAUAGAUCAUUUUCGUUCCCGUUUCUGUUCCUCAAAACAUAGCAUUCUACUAGCCUUCCAAUCUUCUCUUACCACUUCCAGUUAUACUGAAGCCAAGAAGUAGGACAUUUAUCCUGUAACAUUUUCUGCCAGAAACAUGCAUGCUUAUUUGUGUGAGUGACAUUUGUGUGUGUGUGGUCUGUGUUUUUUUGUUUAGUAAAUAACUGCUGUGACAUUUUAUUUAUGGCCUCUCUCCCCUCUGAUGCAGUAGGCAGGUGUUUGUGUUGACACAUCUCUCUCUCCUCAGAUGAGUCCAUGCAGAAGCUGUUUGAAGCGGGCAAGGGCAGCGUGUUUCAGAGGGUCCUGUCCUGGGUACCAUCCCACAACCACCAGCUGCAGUUGGCAGGGGCACUGGCCAUCGCCAACUUUGCCCGCAACGGUGAGGAGAUUACUGCACAUAUUGCCCAAAGUAACAGUAACAGUAUCCAGGCUCUGUCGUAGCCGGCCGCGACCUGGAGACCCAUGGGGCGGCGCACAAUUGGCCCAGUGUCAUCCAGGGUAGGGGAGGGAAUGGCCGGCAGGGAUGUAGCUCAGUUGGUAGAGCAUGGCGUUUGCAACGCAAGGGUUGUGGGUUCGAUUCCCACGGGGGGCCAGUAUGAAAAAAAUUAUGUAUGCACUCACUUAACUGUAAGUCGCUCUGGAUAAGAGCGUCUGCUAAAUGACUUAAAUGUAAAUGUAACAGCCCAGUGGGCAAACCUGAUGGAAAUUAAGUCAUUGCAAUGUUGAAAGGACAUCGUUGCCAUGUUGAAAUGACGGCGUUACCAAGUUGAAAUGUUGUUGAAAUGACGUUGUUGCAAUGUUGAAAUGACGUUGUUGAAAUGAUGCCGUUGCAAUGUUGAACUGACAUAAUUUCAACCAGUUUUGCCUGCUGGGAUAGGGAACCAACAAAAUAGGUUAUUCAGGAUAAAACUGCCUUGACCUGCCUUUAUAUUGACUGUAAUCCCAUCACUCAAACUGGAAACAUGUCAUGUAGAACAGAUACACUUCUCUCUCUAGUAGUAAGCACCACAACACCAGUAGAUCAGGGUCCGUGUUGCUCAGUUGGUAGAGCAUGGCGCUUGCAACGCCAGGGUUGUGGGUUCUAUUUCCACAGGGGACCAGUAUGAAAAUGUCUGCACUUACUACUGUAAAUCGCUCUGGCGUCUGCUAAAUGACUAAAAUAUAACUCAGAUUCUAGAAGUAUAGUGCAUUCGGAAAGUAUUCAGACCCUUUGACAUUUUCCACAUUUUGGUAUGUUACAGCCUUAUUCAAAAAUGUAUUACAUUGUUUUUUGUUUUUUUUCAUCAAUCUACACACAAUACCCCAUAAUGAAAAGGAAAAAACUGAAAUAUCUUAUUACAUAAGUAUUCAGACCCUUUACUCAGUAAUUUGUUGAAGCACCUUUGGCAGCGAUUACAGCCUUGAGUCUUCUUGGGUAUAACGCUACAAGCUUGGCACACCUGUAUUUGGGGAGUUUCUCCCAUUCUUCUCUGCAGAUCCUCUCAAGCUCUGUCAGGUUGGAUGGGGAGCGUCGCUGCACAGCUAUUUUCAGGUCUCUCCAGAGAUGUUCGAUCGGGUUCAAGUCCGGGCUCUGGCUGGGCCACUCAAGGACAUUCAGAGACUUGUCCCGAAGCCACUCCUGCGUUGUCUUGGCUGUGUGCUUAGGGUCGUUGUCCUGUUGGAAGGUGAACCUUCGCCCCAGUCUGAGGUCCUGAGCGCUCUGGAGCAGGUUUUCAUCAAGGAUCUCUCUGUACUUUGUUCUGUUAAUCUUUCCCUCGAUCCUGACUAGUCUCCCAGUCCCUUCCGCUGAAAAACAUCCCCACAGCAUCAUGAUGCAGCCACUACCAUGCUUCACCGUAGGGGUGGUGCCAUGUUUCCUCCAGACGUGACGCUUGGCAUUCAGGCCAAAUAGUUCAAUCUUGGUUUCAUCAUACCAGAGAAUCUUGUUUCUUAUGGUCUGAGAGUCCUUUAGGUGCCUUUUGGCAAAAUCCAAUCGGGCUGUUGUGCCUUUUACUGAGGCUUCCCUCUGGCCACUCUACUAUAAAGGCCUGAUUGGUGGAGUGCUGCAGAGAUGAUUGUCCUUCUGGAAGGUUCUCCCAUCUCUACAGAGGAACUCUGGAGCUCUGUCAGAGUGACCAUCGGGUUCUUGGUCACCUCCCUGACCAAGGCCCUUCUCCCCCGAUUGAUCAGUUUGGCCGGACGGCCAGCUCUAAGAAGAGUCUUGGUGGUUCCAAACUUCUUCCAUAUCUGUGCCUCGACACAAUCCUGUCUCGGAGCUCUACGGACAAUUCCUUCGACCUCGUGGCCUGGUUUUUGCUCUGACAUGCACUGUCAACUGUGGGCCCUUAUAUAGACAGUUGUGUGCCUUUCCAAAUAAUGUCCAAUCAAUUGAAUUUAACACCGGUGGACUCAAAUUAAGUUGUAGAAACAUCUCAAGGAUGAUCAAUGAAAACAAGAUCCACCCAAGCUCAAUUUUGAGUCUCAUAACAAAGGGUCUGAAAUACUUAUGUAAAUAAGGUAAUAAUGUUUUUAUUUUUAAUACAUUUGAAGAAAAAUCUAAACCUGUUUUCGCUUUGUCAUUAUGGGGUAUUGUGUGUAGGUUGAGGAUUUUUAUUUAUUUAAUCAAUUUUAGAAUAAGGCUGUAAUGUAACAAUGUGGAAAAAGUGAAGGAUUUGGAAUACUUUCCGAAAACACUGUAUAUAAUGUAGAACAGGGAAUUGGCUUUUGCACGUCCCUCCAUUUUCUUCCAGAUGUUUUUCCCCCCUAAUGAAAACCCACUGCCUCAGAGUGUGUUGAAUACUAGUCACAGGCCAUUUAGUCAUGGUAUUCCAUUACUCCGCUACACCACAGAGUUUCAUAAAACAUGUUUUCCUGAUUUAAAGUCUAUUGUGGUCCCCCACCCCCAGAUGGUAACUGCAUCCAGAUGGUGGAAUCCGGCAUCGUUCAGAAGCUGCAGGAGUUGCUGGAUCGCCAUGUGGAGGAGGGUAAUGUCACCGUGCAGCACGCCGCGCUCAGCGCCCUGCGCAACCUGGCCAUCCCUGGUGAGACUCCCAAGGCACUCCAUGCAUGAUUGAGUAUACUGUCAAUGUUCUACAGUGAGGGGAAAAAGUAUUUGAUCCCCUGCUGAUUUUGUACGUUUGCCCACUGAAAAAGAAAUGAUCAGUCUAUAAUUUUAAUGGUAGGUUUAUUUGAACAGUGAGAGACAGAAUAACAAAAAAAAAUCCAGAAAAACGCAUGUCAAAAAUGUUAUUAAUUGAUUUGCAUUCUAAUGAGGGAAAUAAGUAUUUGACCCAUCUGCAAAACAUGACUUAGUACUUGGUGGCAACACCCUUGUUGGCAAUCACAGAGGUCAGACGUUUCUUGUAGUUGGUCACUAGGUUUGCACACAUCUCAGGAGGGAUUUUGUCCCACUCCUCUUUGCAGAUCUUCUCCAAGUCAUUAAGGUUUCGAGGCUGACGUUUGGCAACUUGAACCUUCAGCUCCCUCCACAGAUUUUCUAUGGGAUUAAUGUCUGGAGACUGGCUAGGCCACUCCAGGACCUUAAUGUGCUUCUUCUUGAGCCACUCCUUUGUUGCCUUGUCCGUGUGUUUUGGGUCAUUGUCAUGCUGGAAUACCCAUCCACGACCCAUGUUCAAUGCCCUGGCUGAGGGAAGGAGGUUCUAAUGUUUCCACCUCCAUGUUUGACGGUGGGGAUGGUGUUCUUGGGGUCAUAGGCAGCAUUCCUCCUCCUCCAAACACGGCGAGUUGAGUUGAUGCCAAAGAGCUCGAUUUUGGUCUCAUCUGACCACAACACUUUCACCCAGUUCUCCUCUGAAUCAUUCAGAUGUUCAUUGGCAAACUUCAGACGGGCAUGUAUAUGUGCUUUCUUGAGCAGGGGGACCUUGCGGGCGCUGCAGGAUUUCAGUCCUUCACGGCGUAGUGUGUUACCAAUUGUUUUCUUGGUGACUAUGGUCCCAGCUGCCUUGAGAUCAUUGACAAGAUCCUCCCGUGUAGUUCUGGGCUGAUUCCUCACCGUUCUCAUGAUAAUUGCAACUCCACAAGGUGAGAUCUUGCAUGGAGCCCCAGGCCGAGGGAGAUUGACAGUUAUUUUGUGUUUCUUCCAUUUGCGAAUAAUCGCACCAACUGUUGUCACCUUCUCACCAAGCUGCUUGGCGAUGGUCUUGUAGCCCAUUCCAGCCUUGUGUAGGUCUACAAUCUUGUCCCUGACAUCCUUGGAGAGCUCUUUGGUUUUGGCCAUGGUGGAGAGUUUGGAAUCUGAUUGAUUGAUUGCUUCUGUGGACAGGUGUCUUUUAUACAGGUAACAAGGAGAUUAGAAGCAUCCCUUUAAGAUGUGUCCUAAUCAGCUCGUUACUGUUAAAAGAACCUGGGGCAGAAUCUUCUGAGAGAGGGGUCAAAUACUUAUUCCUCAUAAAUGCAAUCAUUUUAACAUUUUACAUGCGUUUUCUGGGUUUUAAAUAUAGACUGAUCUUUCUUGUCAUGGCAAACGUACAAAUCAGCAGGGGAUCAAUACUUUUUCCCUACUGAUUGACUCAUAGGUCGGCAAGUUUAAAUCAUCCCGUCAGAAUGCAUCCCCGCAUGUUUUUGUAAUCUGUUGGUGGGGGCAGGUCUUGGCAAACUACAACAAGUAAGGAAAGACUUGACUAGAAGUUAAGUUCCUCUUUUAGCCUUAGGUAAUAUUGUGAAAGUACAGAGAAUGUAUUUGGUGUCAGCAAGACUUAAUGAAGUGUAGAAACAAAGCAGAUUAUACAUCUCUGAGGAGGGAGAAAGUUUUGAAGGAUUUUUAUUGACAGUUAAUCUUUUAUUUAUUGGGUUACGGCUAUGCUGGGGACAUUACGCAUGCUCAUCGACACGCAAGGUAGAACAUCUUUAUAACACCUACAGUUGAAGUCGGGAAGUUUACAUACACCUUAGCCAAAUACAUUUCAACUCAGUUUUUCACAAUUCCUGACAUUUUAAUCCUAGUACAAAUUCCCUGUCUUAGGUCAGUUAGGAUCACCACUUUAUUUUAAGAAUGUGAAAUGUCAGAAUAAUAGUAGAGAGAAUUUUUUAUUUCAGUUUUUAUUUCUUUCAUCACAUUCCCACUGGGUCAGAAGUUUACAUACACUCAAUUAGUAUCUGAUAGCAUUGCCUUUAAAUUGUUUAUCUUGGGUCAAACGUUUCGGGUAGCCUUCCACAAGCUUCCCACAAUAAGUUGGAUGAAUUUUUCAGUGUAAACUUCCGACUUCAACUGUAUAUAGCACAUUUAAUACACUGUAAAAUAACUUCCUAAUGAUGCCCUAACCAUCGGUCUGUGCCGCAUGCUCUAUUUAAAUGGACCAGAAUCAGUCACAGGUGUGAAUGUUUCAACCCAUAAAUUCUGCAGAAAGAUAUAAAGGAACAUUUUCCGAAAUAGAGGCUAGAAGGCUUUCCUACUGAUGCUCUAAACUUGAAUUGUUCCGUACCUGACUCUUUGUCCUGAAAUUGAUCAGUAUCAACUGCAGGUGCAAAUUUUUUUUUUUAAUUAUUCAGCAUAGUUAGAUAGGAUUUUUAAAUAUUUUUUUACAGUCUUGUUCCAUCGCUGCAACUACGAACUCGGGAGAGGCGACGGUCGAGAGCCAUGCGUCCUCCGAAACACGACCCUGCCAAGCCGCACUGCUUCUUGAAACACUGCUCGCUUAACCAGGAAGCCAGCCGCACCAAUGUGUCGGCGGAAACACCGUACAACUGGCGACCGUAUCAGCCCGCCACAGCAGUCGCUAGAGCGUGAUGGGACAAGGACAUCCCGGCCGGCCAAACCCUCCCCUAACCCGGACGACGUUGGGCUAAUUGUGCGUCGCCUCAUGGGUCUCCCGGUCGCGGCCGGCUACGACACAGACUGGGAUCGAACCCGGAUCUGUAGUGACGACUCAAGCACUGCGAUUCUGUGCCUUAGACCGCUGCGCCACUCGGGAGGCCAUAGAUAGGAAAGUUAGAUAGGAAUGUACAGUCCACAAAAGAGGCUAUGAAUGCAAUAUGUUUUCUGCCAAACGUUGUUGAAUCUUCAUCAAAUAGUGGUUUGGUUGGGGAGGACCGGACAAGGCCAAGUGCAGUCCAGUUGGAUCCAAAGUGACAUGGAGAUCGAUGGCAUCCAUCUUUGAUUGAGUCGCUAUGGACCGGAGUGUCACAGUGAGAUGUUGACAGGGUGUUAAAAUAGCAGGCAACUCAACAUGAUAGGACAUUAUGACAAAUACGAGAAAGUACUCAUUGUUACCAAGAAUUGAACCAUUUUAAAUAAAAAUUCAAUUUUGGGGGGAAUCAUUUCAAGAACCCAGUCAUUUCAGUGUAUAUACCAGAGAGCUACCAAUUGUAAAUAGGGCUGUAAAAUAAAGCGUUACCUGUUGUUUUUUCCCCAGCGGAUGCGGCAGUCCAGCUGGGGACCAAUGCCAAGCUGGUGGCGUGUCUGGUAGAGUGGUGUGAGGCCAAGGACCAUGCAGGAGUCGUGGGAGAGUCCAACAGACUGCUCUCAGCUCUCAUCCGCCACAGCAAAUCAAAGGUUAGGGCCAGCUACAAUGGAAACACACACUGUGACUGGCUGGCUGGCAGGAUGUCUGACUGCGACCACAGAAUACAUCCUGACUCAUACCUGAACUGUUCUCUCUCUCUCACACACACACUGAAUUGAUAUGUUGUCUUUAGGUUUCAUUAUUCAUCAAGGGGAACAACGGAAUGUGAAUCAUGGUCUAACGAUCUUCCUUGUUGGUUCAUUCCUAGAGCUAGUGUUGGGAGUUCUGCUACAUUUCCCAUCUGGUCUCAUCUCAGGGAAGAAUGACUCCGGUGCAACUUGGACUGGUUUUCUCCUUCUAAUCUGUAUAUUUGUGACCUCCAGGCUCUAAAAGUGUCCGUCCUAUUUGCAGACCACUAGAUUGAAUAGAACCCCUGUGGCAGCACUAGAGAUGUCCUUCCUACGCACGGUACAAUAGUCAUGUAUCAUUUAGAGCAGGGGUGGACUGGCCUAGUGGCCUCUCCUGGAAAGUCACUGGGUGUGCAGGUUUUUGCUCCCACCCUGCUCGAACUAACACACCUGAUUUCAGCUAAUCAGUCCUGAUGAGUAGCGAUUUAGAAUUGUGCCCCAUUGAAAUGUCUUGUUUGUUCAUUUGUUUGUUUGUUUUGUGGUUUUAGGACGUCGUAAAAACAGUCAUCCAGGGGGCAGGCGUGAAGCACUUAGUAGUCAUGGCGACGAGCGAACACAUGAUCAUGCAGAACGAGGCGCUGGUGGCUCUGGGCCUCAUCGCCGGGUUGGACCUGGGUAAGGGUCAGGGGUCACCGUCAGGUUCAUGAUGUCACAGUGCAGCCUAAUUCUAACUACUGUGUUAGCCACAUGGUUUUGUAAGGGCCAGAUUGGUAGCACUUCCUUUGACAGAGCCUGGGUCGUGUUCAGUAGGGCAUACUGUAGUAAAAUGUUUAGAAAUUGAAAAAAAAACUGUUUCUAUUUCCAUGCUUACUGAACAUGACCCGAUGUAUUGCAUGGCUAGAAUCAACUGAAAGUAGUUUCAUGCACAGGGCGAGUUAGAACCAUACAAUGGAAAGCAAUUUGGACCUAGUGAGACGCACUGUAUAAAUGGAAUUCACUGUUGAAGCAUUUGUAACGGGGUGCUCAAUACACCCUUUCUCAGAAGCAAAGCAUUGACUCUGGUGGGGCAUUGAAAUGCAUUAAAACAAUUGGACAAAUGAGUCUGUCACUUACAGUAAGUGUGUUUUUCAUGGUUUCAGUGGGGGCUGAGAAGGACUUUGUCGGGGCUGGCCUGGUGCAGGUGCUCCACAAGCUGCUCUCAGACGAGAGGACCGCCCCGGAGAUCAAAUACAACUCCAUGAUCAUCAUCUGUGCGGUCAUGGGCUCAGGUAAAAGGGGCGGACACUUUGAAGACAUAAGACACAGCUUCUGCUCCAAUAUCCAAACUAAGGCAUAGCACAGAGUGGGAUACUAGUAUGGACAUUGGGAUGUAGCUGAAUGUUCUGGUUGAAAGAUUUCUGAAUGAGACCUGCUGUUCUCUUUCCCUCCUCCAGAGCCACUCCAUAAAGAAGUACAGGGCCUGGCCUUCAUCGACGUGGUCUCCAAGCUGCGGUCGCACGAGAACAAAACGGUGUCCCACCAGGCGUCGCUCACAGAGCAGAGGCUAACGGCACAAAGCUAAAGGACUCUAACUCCCACAAUCCCCCACUCCCCCCAAUGCCUGCCCCCCCUUCUCUCUCUCUCUCCAGAACCUCCCUAUGUGUGUCCCAUCGUCACGUGCCAAGGUAUCCUGUCCCUUUCCCCUGUCAACAGCCAGCUGCUCCAGCUAAAACGUACCCCC
Molecule: messenger RNA, 10901 nt
Organism: Coregonus sp. 'balchen'
Lineage: Eukaryota; Metazoa; Chordata; Actinopteri; Salmoniformes; Salmonidae
Source: the annotation of a GenBank genome assembly